AUGAAUGACACGCUGGCCGGCUGGACGAUUCCCGACCUGCCGGACAACUGUACCAGUGCGCUAAGCGUUUACUGCAGUCCCAGCUCGGGCGCCACUAUGCCCCAAACGACUACUUUUCUAACCACAUGCUCCCCAGCCUACUGGGAAAAUUUACUCUCAGCAACCAGUACAGCAAACGCCACCACCACCACACCUGGCGGCCCACCCGGCCCGGCACAGACCGGCGUCGCGGCCAACUGCGACGCUUGGUACGUGGUACAAGCCAACGACAACUGUCAAGCCAUUGUGGCCAAGUUCGGCAACUUCACGCUUGUGCAGUUCUACAGUUGGAACCCGGCCGUCGGCUCCAGCUGCUCAUAUCUCAUUCCUACGGAUGCAGUCUGCAUUGGUGUAUCCGGCGGAUCUGCCACGUCGUCAUCCCACUCAAGUUCAAGUUCGAGUCACAUGACCACCACAACGGCGCCCUCGCCUCUCCUGCCGAGCACGGAUCCGUCAUUCACGAGCUACUACUACGUCAUGCCCGGCGACAACUGCGACAAUAUCGAGCAGACCUAUAAGAUCUCCGCCGAUGAAUACAUCUGCGUUGGCGCUCCGUACACAAGCAGCAGCGCCAAGCCCUCGAGCACUACGCACACUACCUCGGCAUCCCCGACGGUUCCGUCGCCGCUCGAGCCCAGCACCGACCCCCAGUGCACAACUUAUCACUAUGUUGUGACGGGAGAUACGUGUGCUGCGCUGGAAUCAACGUACGAGAUCACGGCUGCUCAGUUCAAUCGCUGGAACCCGUUCGUCGGCACCGGCUGUGCAAAUUUGUGGCUUAACUCGUAUGUUUGUGUCGGAGCACCGAAUUAGUAGCCGGAUCAAGACCCAGAAUGCCCGGCUUUUGUCAUGCAGGGGGAUUGUGAUACUGAAGGAAGCCGGUGUUGGACCACGGGAAACCGGAUCCAUAAUUACUACUUAACCUUUGAGAACGCUGCUGGACUAUACUUUUCGAUUUCUCUUCAUACGUGGACCACAUAGGCAAUAACAAGAACAGCAAAUGACAACACAGCACGAAGCCGGCCGAGACCAUGGUAACCAUGACUGAAUGUCGCCCUAAAGUGCAAGGGAAAUAGGCGGGGGGUCGAUACCUAGCAUAACCAAGGCGUGUUGUGUUUCAUAGGAGAACAUGGGGAAAUAAGAGCAAAUCUCGUCGAUACUUAGGGAGGUACUAGAAUAGGUAACAAGUUGGAUGGUAGAGAAUGAAG
Messenger RNA from Lasiosphaeria miniovina, 1247 nucleotides. RefSeq lists its product as uncharacterized. Lineage: Eukaryota; Fungi; Ascomycota; Sordariomycetes; Sordariales; Lasiosphaeriaceae. Bases 1 to 852 code for a protein of 283 amino acids. The record is from RefSeq and is a predicted model, not a curated record. The transcript has 4 exons.